This is a messenger RNA of Pecten maximus, 2837 nucleotides long. RefSeq names its product glutathione S-transferase C-terminal domain-containing protein-like. The record is from RefSeq and is a predicted model, not a curated record. Lineage: Eukaryota; Metazoa; Mollusca; Bivalvia; Pectinida; Pectinidae. The transcript has 14 exons. Bases 389 to 2449 code for a protein of 686 amino acids.
CGUCCAUGUGACGUCAGGAAACUGGCGACAGAAUGACGGAGAGAGUUGACUCAGUAAUUUGAGUUUUUAUGUAUAUUUAUGUUUAAGUAUGCACAGCCGAGCUACACGUGUCCAACAGUUUAUCGUGGAUUGCUGGUUAGCAUUUGCAUUAACUAGGUAACACCGACAAGAUGGUGAUCGCGCGAGAGCAUCAUUUGGAGAACAUGUAACUAUCAACAGGUGCCCGAAAAUGAAACUUGAUUUCGACCAUGUGCUUUUGUUGACCUCGUAUAAUGACAAUAGUCGUGUUGCCACCCACGGGAUUCGACACACCCAUCCGUUUGUAAAUUUCUACAGAUGAGGAUACUGUUUGGUUAGGAUCUGCAUUUUUCAUUUGUGCUGACUGAAAAUGGCGGGCACUAAAGUAUUUAUAGCGGGUGUAAAGAAAGAGGAUUCUAGUCUAGUCCUACCACUACAGUCAGCAGCCAUUUUGUUCAUGACUGAAUAUUGCAUCAGUGACACAGUGGACUUCCAUUUGACCUUGGUCGACGAAGGAAUCAAUCGUUCCGUUUGUGUGACAGUAAAUCAAAAUAUUCUACAAAAGUAUAAUCACACAUUUACAAACUCAGAGGGAGGUUAUCAGAAUUGCGCUCUUCCUGUAAUCAUAGAGGAUGGAGGAAGGCUGAUAAGAUCAGGUCUCUGCAGCAUAAUACGUCAGAUUGUCACCAUUGCCCAUACACAUUCUCCUGCAGAAGAUUUUGACUUUUUGUUGGGAUUCCGUGGUGGGAGCUUAAAGGCUUGUGCUGAGGUUUCAGGAUGGACGAAGCUAUGUGAAGUGGACAUUCCAAACAGCAUUGGUGAAUUGAUCCAACAAAUCAGAGAGAUUAAAGAUACUGACAGUGAACCAAAGAUUGAUGUCCCAGAGGAUGUUAUGAAAUUGGAAUGGCAUUUCCAGACACCAGCCAAACUUCACAACGAUGACAAACAAAAAAGAUGUUUAUUGUCACAAGUUAUAAAGGAAGCAGAGGAAACUGACAGCAAUUCUGGCCUUUCCCGGUUUAGAUUGCAACGUGACUAUCCAUUGACCCAUUGUGUUAGCAGAAUUAACUUGAUGUGUAAUGGUGGUGUAUCCAAAGAAACUGGAAAGAAAUCCAGUUCUUGUGAAAAUGGAAUAUCGGUUAAAAAUCUGGAAAUUAAAAACGGGAUUAGCAGCUCGCAACAAAACCAGCUUAAUCAGUCAGACAGAUGCACUUUAGAGAAAUCUUUCCAAAGUCUUGAGGAACUUACAAGCUUUUUGAACACAUUGACAUUUCGUGACGUUGAUCUGAUUCAUUUGUAUGCUGAAGGAAAUACAAUCACAGUGGCAGACCUUAUCCUCUUCCCGUUUGUGUACCAUUUGUUGGAAAGUUUGUCAUUUGACCUUCAAUGCCUCAUUGGUCACGUGCCUAGAAUUAUUUCCUGGAUCCAACACAUGACUAGUUUACCACGGAUACAGGAAUGUGCAAGGAAUUGUGGGUAUAACACUGACCUUCUAGACACCUCAGAUGUUUCUGAUAUUUCCAGUCAACGGGAAUCAAAAUAUUGUUUUGUUUCUCCUUCCCAGGAGCAGGAAUGCAAGGAGGAUGAAUUGGAACUUAGCCGGAGAUGUAGAGCCAAGUCCCGGGCCAUCAAACCAGAAGUUGCAAGUGCACUGGAAAAGGUGAAGGAGAGCAAUAUCAGUGUGGAAUUAGGCUACCACCCGUGUGGAGAAGCAGUUCAGUUGGUGUGGGAGGGAAUUCCUGAUGGGGUACACCCUGGUGCUGACUUGCCUAAGAAGCGCCUGAUGAGGAAAUGUCAGCAGCUGGAGAAUUUAGUGACGGCGGUCCAAGCUCUGGCAAAACCAGGGGACAUCAUCGUCGACUUCUGUAGUGGAGGGGGUCAUCUUGGAUUGGUCAUAGCCUAUUUGAUGCCAGAUUGUAAGGUUUAUUUGGUUGAGAAUAAUGAGUCAUCUUUGAUGCGUGCCAAGACUCGUGUGGAGAAAGCCAGUCUCAACAACGUUACACUUUUCCAGUGUAAUCAGGAUUAUUUCCGAGGGAGCUUUGAUGUCGGGACAUGUCUGCAUGCUUGUGGCUCAGCCACAGACAUGGUUCUACAUCAAUGUCUACAGAACAAUGCAAAGUUUGUUAUCUGCCCUUGUUGCUAUGGUGGCAUCCAAAACACACACCUGAUGACGUAUCCAAGGAGUCAGCAUUUCAAGACGGCCAACAUUCCAUCCAAGGAUUUUAUUGUGUUGGGUCAUGCAGCAGAUCAGACAGAAUUCAAUAGAGAUCUCGAGGAGCAAGGUAAAUACUGUAUGAACCUUGUGGACACAGAUCGUGCAUUGCUAGCCAAAGAGAGUGGGUAUACUGUAGAUUUGUGCUCUCUAAUUCCUCCAUCAUGUACACCUAAAAAUAACAUUCUCGUAGGAUGUCCUAAUGAGGUAACUUCAUAAGGCAUCUUAUUGUGGCAUCUUCCAGUGCAUCCUCGUAGGUCAUACCAGCGUGGUAACUUUAAAGUUCAUCCAAAUACAACAUCCUAUUGUGGCAUCCCCUUAUGACAUUCCACUGUGGAAUCUUUAUAUGUAUCCUAUUGUGACACUCUGGCAUCUUCAUAGGAUGUCCUAGUGUGACAAUUUCAUUUGGUGAUUUAAAACUGAUUAAAUUGUUCAAAACUGGUCAUCCUAACACAUCCUAGAUAUACACCCACUACUCAACAGACAUUAGAUAGGAACAAAUGUGUUUGUAUUUCAUUGGACAAUUCAGUUUAUAUGUUCAUUCUAUACUGUGAUAUGCGACAUUGUUUUUAAUCAUUCAAAGUGCCAAUUAAAUGCUUACAAUUUU